AUGAGAGGACGAUGGCGCCUUUACUUUUUGGCUGUCUUGGUCUACAUGAUUGCAUUGCACAUGCGGUCCAAAGCGGAUUCCAAUGCAACACGCAAAGACAUCACAACAUUCACCAAGAUCCUGGACAGUCUGCUAGAUGGCUAUGAUAACAGGCUUAGACCUGGCUUGGGUGACCGCGUAACAGAAGUAAAGACAGAUAUCUAUGUGACGAGCUUUGGUCCUGUGUCAGACACAGACAUGGAAUACACUGUAGACGUUUUCUUCCGUCAGAGUUGGAAAGACGAGCGAUUGAAGUUCCACGGGCCAAUGAAUAUUCUGCCUCUCAACAACUUAAUGGCCAGUAAGAUCUGGACUCCUGAUACCUUCUUUCACAACGGCAAGAAGUCGGUGGCCCAUAACAUGACAAUGCCCAACAAACUAUUGAGGAUUAUGGAGGAUGGAACGCUACUCUACACUAUGAGGCUGACAGUCCAAGCUGAGUGCCCCAUGCACCUGGAAGACUUUCCUAUGGACUCUCAUUCAUGUCCUCUCAAGUUUGGCAGCUAUGCCUACACAAAGACGGAAGUUACUUACAUUUGGACUCGAAAUGCUUCCCAGUCUGUGGAUGUGGCAGCUGAUGGAUCCAGACUCAACCAAUAUGAUUUAGUGGGCCAAACUGUUGGAAAAGAAACAAUUCAAUCCAGCACAGGUGAAUACACCGUCAUGACUGCCCACUUCCACCUGAAGAGGAAAAUUGGCUAUUUCGUCAUCCAGACAUAUUUACCAUGUAUCAUGACAGUCAUCCUUUCCCAGGUGUCUUUUUGGCUGAAUAGAGAGUCCGUUCCUGCCAGAACAGUGUUUGGUGUAACUACAGUACUUACAAUGACCACCCUAAGUAUCAGUGCCCGCAAUUCUCUGCCCAAAGUGGCGUAUGCAACAGCAAUGGACUGGUUCAUUGCUGUGUGUUACGCGUUUGUCUUCUCGGCGCUCAUUGAAUUUGCCACUGUUAACUACUUCACCAAGCGAGGCUGGGCCUGGGAUGGAAAGAGUAUCGUCAAUGACAAGAAAAAAGAAUCAUCUGUGAUGAAGAAGAACAAUGCUUAUGCAGUGGCUGUGGCUAACUAUGCUCCAAAUUUAACUAAAGACACGACAUUACCCACAAUUUCCAAAUGUGCCGUCGGUGAUCCCAACAAGCCCUCCUCAGAGAAGAAACCUGAACAUAACAAGAAAACGUUCAACAGUGUCAGCAAGAUUGACCGCAUUUCCCGCAUCAUGUUCCCCGUUCUUUUCGGGAGCUUUAACCUUGUUUACUGGGCCACCUACCUCAACAGAGAACCGGUUAUUAAAGGCCUGGAUGAUUCGAAAUAA
Molecule: messenger RNA, 1347 nt
Organism: Nerophis lumbriciformis (worm pipefish)
Lineage: Eukaryota; Metazoa; Chordata; Actinopteri; Syngnathiformes; Syngnathidae
Source: RefSeq, a predicted model, not a curated record